Molecule: messenger RNA, 618 nt
Organism: Sphaeroforma arctica JP610
Lineage: Eukaryota; Ichthyosporea; Ichthyophonida
Exons: 2
Coding region: 1-618 (205 amino acids)
Source: RefSeq, a predicted model, not a curated record
AUGCCAAUCAACACUGGCAACGAAGUCAAGAGACGUCUAUCAUCUAUGUCAGAACGACCCGACACCAAGCCAAUGCCUCUAUUCCGCGGAGUUGAUAACAAUGAUGGCCAAAGUAAGGACGAAGAGGAAACCCAUUCGCCAUUCCACAACAAUCUCGCGACACGACAUAUUGUGUUUUACACCCCCAAAUCCCGCUGUCGAGAUCUGGUGCUGCUCGUAAUGAUGCCGUGGGGGAUGCCGAUGGAUAACUUUCGAGCCAUACAAUUUAAUGACGAUGCCAAUAAAGCCACUAUCGAGUAUGAGAUAAAUAGUGAAUGGGUCAGUAUGAGUAACCACCAUCCUGGAAACGAUAAGGACGGAGCCUGGCGCGAUAUAUUUCAGGCUCAUGUGUACGUGGACAAUGAGAUGGCUCGGAGCUCUUCGGAAGUAGAUGCACCUAUAUGGUGCUCAAUGAGGAUUGAUCUCCCUUUCGCCGUAUACACACGCCCGGAGCACUACAAAACUCAUGAGAUGAAGAAAGGUGGUGUUGUUUAUGCUGUUGCUUGGACUUUGAUGGAAGCUGUAGUCAUCGUGUCAACCAGCAACCGGGAGGAACGACUCAUGCUUUCGGUGACAUGA